This is a messenger RNA of Bathycoccus prasinos, 1818 nucleotides long. RefSeq lists its product with no specific name. The coding region runs from base 1 to 1818 and encodes 605 amino acids. The transcript has a single exon. NCBI's taxonomy places the organism in Eukaryota, Viridiplantae, Chlorophyta, Mamiellophyceae, Mamiellales, Bathycoccaceae. The record is from RefSeq and is a predicted model, not a curated record.
AUGGGUGGUCGCAAUGAAAUCGCGUGUGCCGUUAUUGGGACGGCUUUGUUGAUGACUUCUUCGUCCUCAUCAUCGAUGGUCGAAGCCGCGCAACAAGGAUCGGUCCAAUCGUCAUCGAAUCAAACGCCGAGAAGAGCGGCGUUCGUACGAACGCCGAUAACGAACCACGAACGCGCGCAAUAUCUGAGACGCGCGCAGCAACAAUCGACGGAACAGAAAAGAUUGCAGCUCGAAAGAAACGCGAAACAGAAACUCGCGGCGACUGAAAAGGUGGAACGAAUGCAAGCGGAAGCCAAAGGGAAACUGGGGUUGUCUUCGAAGAAGAAAGCAGCCGUGGCGGAAAAAGAUGACGAAGAAGAAAUGGUGCCGCUGAAAAAGUCUGCCGCUAAGAAGGAGGAGACCGAUGGUAUGACCACCACCACCAAAAGCACGACUUCUUCUUCCUCCUCCUCCCACGUCAAAGUGCACUCGCACGCGGCGCCGAAAGCGUCCGAACUCGAAGAAGCGGACGAAUUCGAGUCGUUCAACCCGCUCGACUUGUUCGCCGCGUUGGAAGGCACGAAAAAGACACCGUUCGAGAAGCAAACGACCGCGAGUGGCGAAGUGGUUGAAAACGCGGUCUUGAACAAGAAAGACAAGCUCUCGUCCGUGUUUGCGACCAUGCUCGGGUCGAUGAUGGAAGUUUCGAGAGGCGUGGACGAGUCGACCGGGACGACGGUGUCUUCGAACAACUCGUGCGUGAAGGCGACGAGAAACGUCGCCGUAUCGUGCUUUAAAGAGUACAGCGCGAUCAACGAAGACGUGAAAGCGGGUAAAUUGUCCGCGGACGAGUCCACGGAAAAGAUGGAAUUGUUGCGAGAAACGUGCGCGGACAAAUCGAGAGUGAUCAACACGCAGUGCGUGAAGCCGAUCGCGGAGAUGUGCUCGAGCCAAGUGCAAGAGAUCAAGAAGGAAUGCGCCAAAGGCAUCGUCGGCUCCGAGGAGUUGACGUUGAACAAGGCGUUGGAUUCCGCAUCUGCCGCAGCGCAACGGUGCGCUGCGCAAGCGUCUUCUUUGUUGAAGUCGUGCAUGAAGCAAUCGAAAACGCUCUCGCCGGAUUUGAAGGAAUUGGCGAUGAUUGACAGCAAAGCGGAAGAAAGAGCGAAGGAGAUUAAAAAAGAAAAAGAGAUUCAAGACAAAGUGAAUGAAUCCAUGAAGGACUUGUCCUUCUCUUCCUCCUCUUCUACUUUGGCCCAGAAAGAAGAAGUCGUUACGAUGCCGCAGCCGGGAGAACAAGUCGAAGUCGUCGCCGCGUCCAAGCCGGUGAUUGUUGCUCGACACCACUCCUCCUCACUCUCGAAGAUGAAAUUACCGGUCGUUACAGAAGACGUUGAGGAAGUUGAACCGGCGGCUACGACUGUGUCGACGACGACGCCGACGGCUACCGUGCAGACGUUGAGCGUGCCGCAACCAGUUUUAUCGACCGCCGCCGCCGACGCCACCGCCACCACCACCACCACCACCAUCGAAGAACAACCAGAAGAAGAAGAAGAAGAAGAAAAAGAACAACAACAGCAACCCGAAGAAACCGAAGAAGAACAAGCCGUCGACGAAGAAGCCGAUUCCGGAUGCGCGGGCGCCCUCUCCAAAGUCACCGCCGAGUGCCAACUUUCGUACAAGCAAAUCAACGACAAAGUCAAGUCUGGCGAAGUCGAAGAAGCUGCCGGUAAAGAACAAAUCGCGGUAGCUGCGAGACAGUGCGUCGCGAAGACUAUGUUGGCGACUUCCAACUGCGUGGACAAAGUCCAACGCCGUCGCUUGAUGUCUUUGGCUAAGUAA